AUGGCACCACCAGCGGGGUUAUUAGUAGAAGCAAUAAUGUUGGAAGAAGAAGAAGACGAAGCCGAAGAAGCGAAUGAAGGUUCUGAUAUCUUAAGCAAGCCAAUACUGCAAGUAGCUCACAUACAUGGACCUUGCUCACCAUUGAAAACAGGGAAUUCAAAAUUUCCUAGCCUUGAUCAGAUUCUCUUGGAUGACCAAAUCCGAGUCAAGCACAUCCAUUCAAGAAUCUCCAACUCCCACCAAGGCACUGAUCCUACUGUUGCAGUAGCUUCUUCUGCGGUAAACCUUCCUGCCAAUUCCGGGCAAUCUUUAGGGACUGGAAAUUUCGUAGUUAGGAUUGGAUUUGGAACCCCAAAGCAAAAUUUCACGGUAAUCUUUGACACUGGCAGUGAUCUUACUUGGAUCCAAUGCCAACCAUGCGCUGGUCUAUGCUAUUCUCAACAAGAUUCCAUCUUCAACCCUUCUCUAUCCUCUACCUAUUCCAACAUCUUAUGUGGUUAUCACGCCUGCCAGCAACUGCAAUCUGCCACACACAAUUCACCAGUCUGCACCAAUGCAUGCAUCUACCAGAUUGCAUACGGUGACGGUUCAUUCUCUUCAGGUUACUUUUCUCGCGACAAACUAACACUAUCUCCUUCUGAUGUAUUUCUCAAGUUCAAAUUCGGCUGUGGUGAAGAAAACCAAGGCCUGUUUGGUUCUGCAGAUGGAUUACUUGGCCUCGGCCGCAACAAGGUCUCUAUGGUAUCACAGACUUCACAAAAAUAUGGGAAGAUUUUCUCUUAUUGUCUUCCAUCCACAACCAACUCCACUGGUUAUCUUGCAUUUGGAAACCAAACUCACCCCACUACUACAAGGAAAAUUCACUACACUCCAUUGUUGAAGGAUACAAGAGGCCCAUCAUUCUAUUUCUUGAAUCUGACUGGUAUCAGUGUUAAAGGGAAAAAAUUGGCCAUCUCAUCGUCAGUGUUUACAACUUCAGGAACCAUUAUAGACUCUGGUACUGUCAUUACUAGGUUACCACCUGAUGCAUAUUCAGCUCUUAAAUCAGCAUUUCGUGGAGCAAUGUCAAAGUAUCCGCUUACUCCCGCGGUUUCAGGUCUCGAUACAUGUUAUAACCUGGUUGAAUACAGUACAGUAAGGAUACCGAGCAUAGUCUUGCAUUUUGGUGGAGGUACUAACCUGAAUGUUGAUAAGUCUGGGAUUCUUGUUCAAGCAAACUCAACUCAAUAUUGCUUCGCUUUUGCCGGAAAUAGUGGUGCCUCCGAUGUGGCAAUCCUUGGAAAUAUGCAACAGCAGACAUUUGAGGUGGUUUAUAACGUCGCAGGUGAAAAGCUGGGAUUUGGUGCCAAAGGUUGUAGCUAAUGAGAACCAAAAGAAAAAG
Telopea speciosissima is the source of this 1381-nucleotide messenger RNA. Its product is annotated as aspartyl protease family protein At5g10770-like. The record is from RefSeq and is a predicted model, not a curated record. Bases 1 to 1362 code for a protein of 453 amino acids. Gene Ontology annotation, biological process: proteolysis. Gene Ontology annotation, molecular function: aspartic-type endopeptidase activity. NCBI's taxonomy places the organism in Eukaryota, Viridiplantae, Streptophyta, Magnoliopsida, Proteales, Proteaceae. The transcript is spliced from 2 exons.